Molecule: messenger RNA, 3381 nt
Organism: Dracunculus medinensis (Guinea worm)
Lineage: Eukaryota; Metazoa; Nematoda; Chromadorea; Rhabditida; Dracunculidae
Source: the annotation of a GenBank genome assembly
AUGACAUCUAAUGAAAAUUAUGGGUGUGAUUUGCCUGAAUUACGAGCCCUCAUGGAAUUACGCGGCAUUGAAGCCGUUGAGAAGAUCAAUUCAAAAUAUGGUAGUAUUGAAGGAUUAUGCAAAAAAUUAUUAAGUGACCCUAUAAAUGGCCUUCCUAAUGAUCGACAAAAACUGGAAAGGAGGCGAAAGGUUUUUGGUAAAAAUGAAAUACCACCAGCACCAUCAAAAACGUUUCUUCGUCUCGCUUGGGAAGCAUUACAGGACAUAACUCUUGUAAUCUUACUGAUUUCCGCACUUGUUUCACUAGGAUUAUCAUUUUAUGAACCUCCGGAAGAUCAUGAAAGUGGUGAAAAAGAAGCCGGCUGGAUUGAGGGUGCAGCUAUACUUGUUGCUGUUAUUGUUGUUGUGCUUGUAACUGCUCUGAAUGACUGGAGUAAGGAGAAACAGUUCCGAGGUUUACAGUCGAAAAUCGAAACGGAACAUAAAUUAUCGGUAAUUCGAGGUGGUCAAGCAGUUGAUAUUGUUGUCAAUGAGCUCGUUGUUGGCGAUAUUGCUCGAAUAAAAUAUGGCGAUUUAUUACCAGCUGAUGGAAUAUUAAUUCAGAGUAAUGAUUUAAAAAUUGAUGAAUCUUCUUUGACGGGUGAAUCGGAUUUAAUAAAAAAGACACCAGAAACAGACCCAGUCCUUCUAUCAGGCACUCAUGCGAUGGAAGGAAGCGGUAGAAUGCUAAUUACAGCAGUUGGAAUAAAUUCACAAACGGGUAUUAUAAUGGCAUUAUUAGGAGCCACUAAAAAUGAAAAUAAUAAAAAAAGUUCGAAUUCGAUCGUUCCACAGAAUCAAAUCAAUGGAGGGUUCGGAAUAGAAGGAAAACAUCAAAAAUUAUCAGCUGAUUCAAUUGAUAUUGAUGAAAAAAUAUCAAAAUCAGUUUUACAAGGAAAACUCUCAGCUUUGGCAAUCCAGAUUGGAUACAUGGGUUUCAUAGUUGCUGGCGCGACUGUUAUUAUUUUAAUCGUUCGUUAUUGUAUAACACGUUACGUAAUAAAGCAUGAAAGCUUUCAAACAUCAGACAUAACUUAUUUUGUAAAUUUUAUAAUUGUUGGUGUAACAGUAUUGGUCAUAGCAGUGCCUGAAGGUCUUCCACUUGCGAUUACUCUUGCACUUACUUAUUCUGUCAAAAAGAUGAUGAAAGAUAACAAUUUGGUGCGACAUUUGGAUGCAUGCGAAACAAUGGGCAAUGCAACUGCGAUUUGUUCUGAUAAAACCGGUACUUUGACAACAAAUCGUAUGACAGCUGUACAAUUUUACAUAAAUGGCACAUUUUAUAAAGGAACAAUUCCAAAAUAUGGCGACCUAAAUGAAGUCACUAGGGAUUUGUUAGUUGAAGGAAUUUCAAUUAAUAGUGGGUAUAGCUCACAAGUUUUCGAUUCAAGCGAGCAAGGAAAACCAAGAACGCAAUUAGGAAAUAAGACCGAAUGUGCACUUCUUGGACUCGUUCUCGAUCUCGGACGAAACUAUAUGGAUAUAAGAAAACAAUUUCCUGAAGAAACAUUAAUAAAAGUUUACACAUUUAAUUCGGUCAGAAAAUCGAUGAUGACUGUAAUUAAGCUACCCAGCGGUGAUGGUUUUCGUGUUUAUGCAAAAGGGGCUUCAGAAAUUAUUCUAGCAAGGUGUACUUAUAUCCUCGGUGCGAAUGAUAAGGUAUUACAUUUCGAAACAAAAGAUCAAGAGGAAAUCAACAAAAAUAUAAUUGAACCUAUGGCCUCCGAUGGUUUACGCACUAUUGUGCUUUUUGUGUUUAUAAAACCUAUUAACGUUUCUUACAAAGAUUCAGUGAAUUGGGAUGAUGAAGAAAGUAUUCGUACUGGGAUGACUAUUAUUGCUAUAAUUGGCAUUCAAGAUCCUGUUAGACCUGAGGUGCCAGCUGCAAUCGAAAAGUGUCAAAAAGCUGGAAUAACUGUACGAAUGGUCACUGGAGAUAAUAUUAACACUGCAAGAUCUAUAGCAACUGCUUGUGGCAUCUUAAAGCCCGGUAGCGACUUUUUAGCACUUGAAGGAAAAGAAUUUAAUGAACGGAUUCGUGAAAAUGGCAAAAUAAGCCAAGCCAAAUUGGAUGCUGUAUGGCCUCGAUUACGAGUUCUAGCGCGAGCUCAGCCUUCUGAUAAAUACAUUUUGGUUCGAGGAAUCAUCAACAGCAAAUAUUCGAAAAACAGAGAAGUAGUUGCAGUAACAGGCGAUGGAACGAAUGAUGCGCCAGCAUUAAAAAAAGCUGAUGUGGGCUUUGCAAUGGGAAUCGCUGGUACAGAUGUUGCAAAAGAGGCUUCCGAUAUUAUAUUAACUGAUGAUAAUUUUACGUCAAUUGUUAAAGCCGUAAUGUGGGGUAGAAAUGUUUAUGAUUCAAUAUCGAAAUUCCUUCAGUUUCAAUUAACAGUUAAUGUUGUUGCGGUGACUAUCGCAUUUAUUGGUGCCUGUGCAAUAAAUGAUUCGCCUUUAAAGGCAGUGCAAAUGUUAUGGGUUAAUUUGAUAAUGGAUACUUUGGCUUCUUUAGCUCUUGCAACUGAAAUGCCGACAGAAGAUCUUCUAAAACGUAAACCUUACGGUCGCACAAAAUCUUUAAUAUCAAGAACAAUGAUUAAAAAUAUUGCCGGUCAUGCUAUUUAUCAAUUAAUAAUAUUAUUUUUAAUUUUAUUUUGGGGUGACAAAUUUAUACCAGAAGUGGACAAUGGUCGAUGGGCACCACUGAAUUCACCACCUUCGAGACAUUUUACUAUUAUUUUUAAUGUUUUUGUGCUGAUGACUCUUGUUAAUGAAAUCAAUUCGAGAAAAGUUCAUGGCGAGAGAAAUGUUUUUAAAGGUCUUUUUACAAAUCCAAUAUUUUGUGUUAUAUGGAUAUUAACGUUAAUCUCACAGAUACUUAUUGUUCAAUUUGGUGGUGCAUGGGUUUCAACUGCCCCUUUGAAUGAAAUUCAUUGGGCUUUUUGUGUUCUUUGUGCAAUGGGAACACUUAUUUGGGGACAGAUUCUUGCUACGAUUCCGAGUAAAAUCUUGCCAAAGUUCUUCACAUUCGGCAGAGGCGAAAUUAAACCAACUUCAAUACUUAUCACUGGAGAAUACGAGACAACUGAAGGUUUCGUUAAAGGAAUACCAGGAGAAGAACAGAAACGACCUGGCCAACUGCUAUGGUUACUCGGCUUAACAAGGCUGCAAACACAGAUGCGUGUUAUUCGAGCUUUUCAGUCAAAUACUAGUGCUGCACAUUUGAAUUCACUGACUUUAUCAUCAGCAGAUCGUCUCAGAGCGAGUCAGCGUAAAUUACAACUGGCACGUCAAAGAGAAGGACAAAAAAGUUCGUUAAAGCGAACAUUGAACAAGACCAUGAGCUGA